AGACACGAUUUGUUUCUUCGACUUCUUCGAUCGUUUCUUCUUCUAUCGGGAAAAACGGAAAUACAGGAAGUUAACAUGAAAAAACUGGAAAUGCUAUUAUGUUUAAUAAUUUUAAAAGUUAAACAAUGGCAAAGAACUCCGCAGUUAGGCUGGCAUAAGGAAUUGCGUCGUCGACAAUUACUUAAAGCUUUUUUACUUUACUUAUUAUUAGAAUUUAAGGAGAAAGAAAGGAAAGAGAAAAAACAAAGGAAACGAAGAUUUCUGGCUCGGCGAAAAAUGGUUAUUGAAGAGAGAAGACGAUGAACAAGGAGCAACCUCUCCUAGCGCAGAAGUUUCUCGCGUGGCAAGUCGAUUGUUUUCCGAGAGAGGUCUCGAUCAAAUCCGAUGGGUUUUGGAACGCUCAAAAUGGCGCCAAAACAUCACGAGGCGAUAUCUCGGCAUGACAGAUUCGGCAGCUUUGUAGAAAACCUCUGAAAUAUAUUUCUUAUUCGCAAAAAUAGUUUGUUAUUCGUAAAAGAUUUAUUAUACUCCCUGCAAUAUCGAGCGAUUAAUUUACUUUUGAGAUCUUUCUGCGUACCAAAAGGAUAAGUACGUACAUCUUCAUCGUAGCUACAGGGCUUUGAGGAAAAUAAGACGUUUUAUAUGUACCUAAGAAAAAAUUGUCGAAAUGAACAUCGAUAAGCUCAUUAAGAAGAAGCAGCAUGCCAAACGCGACAACAAUCUUCGCCAGUUGGCCGAGAUCACGAAUACCCUGGGGGACAUGUACUUCGAGAACGAACGGCCGGAGGAAGCUCUGCUGGAGUACACGGAGCAGCUGAGGGUCUGCGAGGAACUGCGAGACAAGCUGAGAUGUGCGAUUGCCCACAGAAUGAUCGGAGAGGUUUACGCGAGUUUGGGAGAUUACGAACAGGCUUUGAUACACCAGAAUCUACACUUGGAAGGCGCCAAGGACAUGGGAAACUUGAUAGAGGAGCAGCGGGCAUUCGCCACCUUGGGCAGAACUUACUUCUGUCAGGCGGAAACUUUAAUCGGCAAGACGCAGAAGCAUAACGAGGCUUUGGCAAACGCGAAGAUGGCUUAUGUACGGAGUAUGGAGCUGUGCGACAAAUUAACAGCCACCGAAAUCAAGCUGGAAGAGAGAACGUUGAUGCGAGCGAGGCUGCUGCUCAAUUUAGGAUUAACGCUGGAAGCGCAGAAAGAGACGCAGGAGGCGAUCAGCCUGAUCGAGCAAGCGACCGCGUUGUGCGUGUCCAACAACUUCCAGGAAGAUCUGCAUCGAACGUGUAUUUCUCUGGCGGCUAUAUACGAGCGACAGAGCAAUUUGGAGCUGGCGUUAAGUUACAUCGACACCGCAGCCACCGUAAACGACGCACGUCUGAGAGCCGAAGCGAAAAUAAUAAAGGCCGAAUUGUUCAUGCGAACUGGACAGUGGAUUGAAACGCGUAAAGUUUUAGUUUCGCUAUAUACGAGCAGCGGAUUGCCGAAAGACAUUAAUCAUCAGGUAGAAAGAUAUUUAAGGAUUAUUGUAACUAUAUGCCGUGCGGAAAACGGUCUUCUUGUCGAGACGGAUGUCCAGGCUAAGCAGAAAUUGUACGAGACUUUAGGUGAUGCGGCGGUUGCCGCGCAAUGCUUCGGCAAAGGUGUGGAAUAUUAUCGACACAUGUUGACCUGCGCGGAGGAAACGGGCGAACAAAUAGGUAUCUCUUUGAUGAGCUUGGCUCAAACGCUCAAAGAUGCGGGACGAUACGAAGAAGCGUUGCCCUUCGCGCGGAGGGAACUGGAGCUCUGCACCAGUCCUCGAGAGAAAUGCAGGUCGGCGCUGUUUCUAGCAGAUUUAUUAACAACGACGAAUGCCGCUGACACAGAUGUUCGCGAAUGUUACACUACGGCAUUGAGCUCGGCGAACGAAAGCGAUGAUGUUAAACUACAAAAGUCUGCUAUAAGAGAACUCGUCAGUUAUCUGGAAAGCCUAGGCCAAUUCGACGAGGCAGAGGCUACAAAACGGAAAGCGGGAUUAACAUUGGACGUACUGAGCGAUACGGAGAGCGAGAUAUCGUCCGAGGAAAACGAUAGAAUUGGCGCGGAUAUUUGUCUAGAGGAUCUGUCUGAUCUGGAACUCGAGGAGAGCGCCAAGAGGACGGUCGGCACCAGGAGAAGAUCGAAGAGAGGAACGUCGUCCGCGAUCAAGAGGAACGAGAAGGGUGAAACGCGGCUGCACGUGGCGUGCAUCAACGGCGACAUCGAUGUCGUCGAGAGGCUCUUGUCGUCCGGUCAUCCCACGAACAUCCGAGAUCACUGCGGUUGGACACCGCUUCACGAGGCGGCUAAUCACGGUUACGUGGACAUCGCGGAGCUGCUUCUGAAGCACGGCGCGAGCGUCAACGAUCCAGGCGGUACGUCCUGCAAAGGCAUAACGCCGCUUCACGACGCCGCGUAUUGCGGACACUUCUCGAUGAUGCAGCUCUUGAUGCAACACGGAGCGACCGUAACGCUUAAGACCCACGACGGCGAUACGGUGCUGGAUUGCCUGGAAGAUUGGAGGGAUCGCGUGAAAGAUUUAAGUCCCGAGGAUUUAGUCGAGUACGAAACGAUGUAUAAAAAGCUUUCGGCUGUUAUUCCGGUAAAGAAGAAAAGGAAGAGAUCCGACGACGUUCGUAUACUGGACAGAAGGUCCGCGUCGUCCGAGACACUCGAGGUUCGAGAAAUAUCCGCCGGUGAAGUUUAUAAGAGAACAAUAGCGAGCUUGCGAUGCUUCAAUAAAAUUAACACUGGUAGUGCGUUUAAAGGUAGCAACGAUGCGGUCGCGCCUUUAGUGAACGAGGAACAAGUUCUUGUCGACGAUUGGCUUGAAGACGAUAUCGGAGGUACGACGAGAAGAAAGUCUACGCCAAAGUCUACGCCAAACAAUUACACCACCACGAUCAAACGGAAGUCUUCUGACGGAAAUAUGGAGAACGCUGCUAAAAGAAUGAAACUGAACGGUUCGUGUCAAAGUAAGGACGAUUUCAGUACGAGCGAAGACAGCGACGAUGAUUCUGUCGUUGAAAUUUGUCAAUCAUUCGAAAAAUCUAAAAGAAGCAGGAGAAAACGACAGACGUCCUUGAUCUCAAGUGGAUUCACCGUGUCACGCACGCCAUCCCCAGUGGCUCAUCCGCAAUCACCUCCGCGUACCACAACAAGCUCGAAACAGCAUGACAAAGAACACGUACAUUUACGUAUGUCUGUCAAAGAAAGAGUGUUCGAUCUAAAAGUAGUGGUUUGCGAGGACGAGACGGAGUUUCUGACAUGCAUCAAAAGUACUACCGAACGCAUGUUCUACGACGAGACCGGUUGUACAGUUAAACUGCUGUUGCAGCCCACAAAUGGGACUGUCGUAACGAAGGAGAGCAUUCUGAAAAUCGCGAGAGAGAACGGCAAAUUGGAAUGCGAGAUAGCCGAGCUGCAGGUCCCACCCAUCGUCGAGCGAUACAAGACCAUCUGUUCCACUCAUAAUUCGGCCCCUUGCGAGGUCAUGUUGAAGUGCUUGAAAUCCUGCGAAAAUACAUCGGUAUUUCGUGUGAAACCUGACGAUAUCGAUAAACAAUUACUUGUACCGUUGUUAAAAACCUUAGAGUACGAAAAGAAUAUCAAGCUGUUACAACUGUCUGGCACUGUGCUACUGACAGCGGGAACACACUUACAUCGAUGUCUCUCGAAUCUGUCGUCUCUGCAGGAGCUCUAUUUAAAAGGCUGUGACAUUGACUUCGCCUGUUUACGCCAAGUAAGCUCGUUGCCUUCACAGUUAAGAGUUCUAGAUCUGAGUUAUAAUCCGUUGAGGUCCGAGAGCCAUGGCAUCCUCCGAAAGCUAAUUGCACCCUUGAGAUACCUGCAAACCCUUAACUUACGUUACUGUAUGCUGGAGGAUUUUUAUCUUCCGCUCGACAAUCCCAAUCUGACGAGCUGCGAUAUCUCGUGGAAUGAAUUAAAUCGCGACGCAGCGACUUCUUUCCUGAGCAGGCAACUGUUUGAUUUGAAUUUAUCUAAUAUUCUGUCUUCCAAUCGCUUUAUCCUAAGUUUAGACAACGUAGCUCUGUCACAGAGCUUAGAAUCGCUAGAUCUUUCGUUCUGCGAUGUAACGGACUCUGACGUAAAGAUCAUCCUAAGACAAUUACCUAGACUGUUAAAAUUAAUACUUAGUGGGAACAUAAAUGUAUCUGUAUUGUCAAUAAACGCGUUGUUGAGUCGUCAGCCCACGUUAAAUUACAUCGAUGUUAGUGGCUGUAAAACUAUCGCGAGUAAUCCAGAGGCUGGAUUGGUCAUACAAAAUCCUGAAGUUUGUACGUUACUGGCUAGCAUAGAGCCUAAUUUUUGUGAUUCGUGGAUUAAAUUGUGGCGACGUGCAGGUAUUGUAACGAAAUUGCCUCACAACUUGGCGAUUUUUAAACCAAUAUAAUUUUCUAUGGAAAAUAAUAUUUUGUAUAUAUGUAUAAUAGUUAUAUGCGAGAAAUAAUUUAUUAAAAAAUAUAUAUAUAUCCUACAAACGUGUAGAUUUGCUUUUAAACCAAAAUAAUUUAUAUCACAAUACGAUAUUCAUA
Messenger RNA from Temnothorax curvispinosus, 4574 nucleotides. RefSeq names its product tonsoku-like protein. Gene Ontology annotation, molecular function: protein binding. The record is from RefSeq and is a predicted model, not a curated record. The transcript has 4 exons. The coding region runs from base 668 to 4432 and encodes 1254 amino acids. NCBI's taxonomy places the organism in Eukaryota, Metazoa, Arthropoda, Insecta, Hymenoptera, Formicidae.